Molecule: messenger RNA, 1200 nt
Organism: Salvelinus namaycush (lake trout)
Lineage: Eukaryota; Metazoa; Chordata; Actinopteri; Salmoniformes; Salmonidae
Gene: mrpl9
Product: mitochondrial ribosomal protein L9
Exons: 7
Coding region: 206-970 (254 amino acids)
Biological process (GO): translation
Cellular component (GO): ribosome; mitochondrion
Molecular function (GO): structural constituent of ribosome
Source: RefSeq, a predicted model, not a curated record
CAUGUGAAGCACAUCAACAGCGCCUAGUCAAUGGUAACCAGCGAGCCGAUUAGCAUUCAUUUCAAGAUCUUGUUUGAUUCAUAACAUCAAACUUCUGGUUUACAUUAGGUGCACUAACGCCACCUUGCUUUAGCACAGUUUGAAAAUAGCAGUUGUGCAGUUUUCAAUACAAACUUGACCUUUAUAGGCAGCUAAUCUGACAACCAUGUGGAGCACCAGCCGUCAUGUCCUUCAGGAUCUAGUCCGGGAGUUUACGAAAGUGACACAUUCCUCGGUUCAGUGUUUUUCACAAACAUCAUGCAAGAAUACAGUUGUGGUAGAGCGUUGGUGGCAGGUCCCAUUGUCCAAAGAGGGCCGCCCACCAAGACUAUACCCUCGGCGACAUCGGGUCUACAAAGUGGUAGAGGACACAAAGCAUGCUCCUAAGGAGAAGAUGGAACUCAUCCUCGCACAGACUGUGGCUAAGCUUGGUGGGCGAGGUGACACUGUGUUUGUGAAAAAGUCUGUUGGACGCAAUAACCUCCUGGCCCAAGGCCUGGCAGUCUACCCAUCACCAGAAAACAAAGCGAUGUUUGCAGAGGAGCUGAGGCUUUUACAUGAAGGGAGGCCCGAGGAGAGAAUCCAAACCCGCACAGGACAGCUGACGGUGGAGAUCCUGAAGCAUAUGGAGUUGAAGGUUGAGAAAAGAACCUCCAUUGAGUAUGACAUCACCAAAGAGAUGGUCUGCAGACAGAUUCUCCAGAAGCGGGGCAUAUUUGUGCCACCUCAUGCACUGAGACUACCGGAAGAGUCAAUCAAAGACCUGGGAGAUUACUGGUGUGAGGUCACGGUUAAUGGGAUAGAUACUGUGCGGAUCCCCAUGUCGGUGGUGCCCUUUGAAGACCCUACAGCGACUGGGCGCAAACUGUUGAAAAAGCAAAAGCAGGAGGAGACCAUUGCAGCUGCAGUACAAGAGGCCCCUACAGUUUGAGGCAGCUACUGUUCCAGAGGCUACCAUUCCAGAAGCUGCCCCAGCACCAGAGGCAAAAAAAGUUCCACCCACAGAGAAACAGGAAAAAGACAAAAGAACCCCACGAUUGAGGACUAAACUUUAAAUGUAGCUUUGGAGUACUUCAUGUCAUUACUAGAUGCUCACGGAACAGUUUACUCUGACUCCUGACAAUAAGUGUAAAUAAAUGAUUAAAGCAUCUUUGGAUCUGU